AGCCACGGAAUUAUGUUUUGAAUGAGUGGAAAAUUUUGAGGAUUAUUUGAGUCAAUUUUCCGGGCCAUCUUCCGAAUGAUGAGCCAUGAGGAUCCAACGUCUUCCCUGCAUUUUCCCCAUCCCACCGCUCCACCGUUGCUCUGCUUCGCUUCCAAAUUUCCUUCAGAUGUUGUCUUGUAAACUACUGCAACUCUCUAUCGCUCCAUCUUCUACUUCUGAUUAAGCCGACGCCAUGGAAACGCUCAGCCACUCAACCUCCGCCCUCCCACUUCAAUAUCACGCAUUCUCCACCAGACCCACCACUCUCGCCGCCGCUCUCGCCUCCGCCUCCACUCUCCUACACCUCAAACAAGUCCACGUUCAAAUCCUUCGCUCCAAAUUCGAACGCUACGAUUCCGAUUCCCUUCUUUUCAAACUUGUCCUCUCAUCUUGUGCUCUCUCCUCCAGCCUCGACUAUGCCCUCUCUGUCUUCGAUCAAAUCCCCGAGCCCAAGACCCGUUUCUGCAAUAAGCUCCUGCGCGAAUUGUCUCGGGGUCCGAAGCCGGAGAAUGCGCUUUUUGUGUACGAGAAGAUGAGGGCCGAGGGUCUGAGUCUGGACCGGUUCAGCUUCCCGCCGAUUUUGAAAGCGGCUUCUAGGAAUCUGUCUUUGAGAACGGGGAUGGAGAUUCAUGGACUUGCGUCGAAGUUGGGGUUUGGUCCAGACCCAUUUGUGGAGACGGGGUUGGUGAGAAUGUAUGCGGCCUGUGGAAGGCUUAUGGAAGCACGGUUGGUGUUUGAUAAAAUGUCUCACAGGGAUGUCGUCACUUGGAGCAUCAUGAUUGAUGGGUACUGCAUAAGUGGCUGUUAUGAUCUUGCCUUUCAACUCUUCGAAGAAAUGAAGAGAACAGACAUGGAACCUGAUGAGAUGAUUCUUUCAACCAUUAUUUCUGCCUGCGCUCGUGCUGGAAAUUUGGAUUAUGGAACAAGAAUACACGAGUUCAUUACUAAGAAGAAUAUUGUCAUGGAUCCUCACUUACAAAGUGCUCUCAUCACGAUGUACGCAAGUUGUGGCUCCAUGGAUUUGGCUUGGGAUUUGUAUGAAAAGAUAUCCCCCAAAAACAUGGUUGUUUCAACUGCCAUGGUUUCUGGGCUUUCAAAAUGUGGACAGAUUGGUGAUGCUCGCUAUGUGUUCGAUCAAAUGGUGGAGAAGGACUUGAUAUGUUGGAGUGCAAUGAUUUCUGGAUAUACUGAGAGUGAUUGCCCUCAAGAGGCUCUUGUAUUGUUCAAGAAAAUGCAACUACUGGGAAUAAAACCUGAUGUAGUGACCAUGUUGAGUGUCAUCUCAGCUUGUGCUCAUCUUGGUGCAUUAGAGCAAGCCAAUUGGAUCUGUACUUAUGUUGAUAAAAAUGGGUUCGACAAGGCAUUAUCCGUCAAUAAUGCACUCAUUGAUAUGUAUGCCAAAUGUGGGAGUCUAGAAGGAGCGAGGGAAGUUUUUAAAAAGAUGCCAAAGAAGAAUGUUAUAUCUUGGACAUGUAUGAUUAAUGCUUCUGCAAUGCAUGGAGAUUCUCAUAAUGCUCUAAACCUAUUUCAUCAAAUGAAGGAUGAAAAUGUUGAGCCUAAUUGGAUCACAUUUGUUGGGGUGCUUUAUGCUUGUAGCCAUGGAGGUCUAGUUGAGGAAGGCCGAAAAAUAUUUCACUCAAUGAUCAAUGACUAUGGCAUUAGUCCGAAACACGAACACUUCGGUUGCAUGGUUGACCUCUUUGGCCGUGCAAAUCUUCUGAGAGAAGCUCUUGAGAUGAUAGAGGCAAUGCCCUUUGCUCCUAAUGCUAUUAUUUGGGGAUCCCUUAUGGCUGCUUGUCAGGUCUAUGGCGAGACUGAGUUAGGAGAGUUUGCUGCUAAACAAGUUCUAAAGCUCGAGCCAAAUCACGAUGGGGCCUUUGUUGUCUUAUCGAAUGUAUACGCUAAAGAAAGGAGAUGGGAAGACGUUGGGGAAGUUAGAAAACUAAUGAAUGAGAUGGGCGUUGCCAAAGAGAGAGGAUGCAGUAGAGUUGAAUUGAACAAUGAGGUGCAUGAAUUUCAAAUGGCAGAUAGAAAGCACAGGCAAGCAGAUCAAAUAUAUCAAAAGUUAGAUGAGGUAGUUCAAAAGUUGAAGAUGGCUGGUUAUACGCCUCGCGUAGAUUGCGUUCUUGUUGAUUUAGACGAAGAAGAAAGGAAGGAAGCAAUCCUCUGGCACAGCGAGAAACUGGCACUUUGCUAUGCCCUCAUGAACGAAGGGUCACACAUUCGCAUUAUAAAGAACCUUAGGAUUUGUGAAGAUUGUCAUACUUUUAUGAAAUUAGCCUCUAAGGUUUAUGCCAGAGAGAUUAUCAUUAGGGACAGAACUAGAUUUCACCAUUACAGAGACGGUUCGUGUUCAUGUAACGACUAUUGGUGACCAAUUUUUGUAAAUAUGUAGUCUUAUUAAAAUGACUUUUACAGUAGAGUUCUUCAA
Molecule: messenger RNA, 2470 nt
Organism: Momordica charantia (bitter melon)
Lineage: Eukaryota; Viridiplantae; Streptophyta; Magnoliopsida; Cucurbitales; Cucurbitaceae
Product: Pentatricopeptide repeat (PPR) superfamily protein
Biological process (GO): RNA modification
Molecular function (GO): protein binding; zinc ion binding; RNA binding
Source: RefSeq, a predicted model, not a curated record